AUGAGAAGGGCGGCUGCGGCCGCCGCCGAGCCUCGGAGCCCUGGCCGAAUGGAGACGCGCGACGAAGAGCCGCGGGGCGCCCCGUCGGAGCCGAAGCCGCUCCCGCCUCUCCUCCGCGAACUGGGCUCCUACGCGGCCCGGGCGCUGCUGUGCCUGGCGCCCGUCUACCUGGCCGGCUACGCGGGGCUCAGCACGAGCUGGCUGCUGAUCGGCUUGCUGCUCUGGAUGUGGUGGAGGAAGAACCGGCGGGAGAAGCGCUCGCGGCUGCUGGCAGCCUUCGGGCUCGUGGAGGACGAGAAGCAAGCCAUCAGCCGCGGCAUCGCCCUGCAGCAGCUGCCGGCCUGGGUUCAUUUCCCUGACGUCGAACGGGUAGAAUGGCUGAACAAGGUUGUUGAACAGGCUUGGCCAUACUUUGGAACAAUCCUGGAAAAAACAUUUAAGGAAGUUGUUGAACCAAAAAUCAGAGCCAAGCAUGUGCAUUUGAAAACCUGUACAUUCACCAAAAUCCACUUUGGAGACAAGUGCCCUAAAAUCAAAGGAGUGAAGGCCUAUACCAAAGAAGUUGAUAGAAGACAAGUGAUCCUGGACGUGCAACUAUGUUAUAUAGGGGACUGUGAAAUUCACAUGGAAUUGUCCAAGAUUAAAGUUGGAAUGAAAGGAAUACAGCUGUAUGGAACAUUACGAGUGAUACUAGAGCCGCUACUGACAGAAUUGCCUUUCUUUGGAGCUGUUACCAUGUUUUUCAUCCAAAAACCUCACUUGGAAUUCAAUUGGGCAGGACUAACCAACGUGUUAGAUGCUCCGGGCAUUAGCUUAUUGUCAGACUCCUUAAUCCAGGAUCUCAUAGCUUCCCGGUUGGUGCUGCCAAAUCGACUCACUAUUCCACUGAAAAAAAACAUUAACAUUGCUCACUUGCGGUUUCCUAUUCCAUACGGAGUAGUAAGAGUGUACCUACAAGAAGCUGAAAAUCUUGUCCAAAAAGACAGCUUCCUCGGGGCGAUCAGAGGGAAGUCAGACCCUUACGCUCUUGUUCGAGUUGGCCUAGUGCAGUUCCGAAGCAAGACCAUCCAAAGAAAUCUGAAUCCUAUCUGGAAUGAAAUGUUUGAGUUUGUUGUUCAUGAGAUACCUGGUCAGGAUCUAGAGGUAGACCUGUAUGAUGAAGACCCAGAUAAAGAUGACUUCCUGGGCAGCUUGCUUAUAAACCUUGCGGAUGUGAGGAAUGACAGAGUUGUUGAUGAGUGGUUCCCUCUAAGCAAGAUAGAAAGUGGGCAUGUGCAUUUGAAGCUUGAGUGGUACUCUUUGGUCACUAGUCAAGAGAAACUUUGUGAGGACAAGACUGGUCUUGCCACAGCAGUUCUCAUUGUGUAUUUGGACAGUGCUUUCAAUCUUCCUAAAAAUCAGUUUGAAUAUUUCAAUGGUGAAUAUGGACCAAAGAAGUUUAGAAAAGACAGAUACCUCAAGAAGAUGGAACAGGAGCCUUCUUCCUUUGUCCUGCUCACAGUGGGCAGCAAAACUCAUAGAAGCAAGACCUGUAAUUUCACCAAGGAUCCUGUGUGGGGCCAGGCAUUCACAUUCUUCAUACACAGCGCUUCGUCUCAGUCUCUUCACCUGGAGAUCAAAGAUAAGGAUCGGGAGAAUGCCCUGGGGACCUUGGUGUUUUCUCUUGCUCACUUACUAAAAAAUCCUGAUAUGACAGUCGAACAAAACUUUCAGCUGGAUCAUUCUGGAGUGGACAGCUGCAUUAAGCUGAAAGUUGUAUUGAGAGCAUUGGCUAUAGAGCAAUCUGAUCCAGAAAGCACUUACAGUGGCGUUAAUGCCUUAAAGCAAGUUCCUAUCCCUGCUACAGAGCAAGAUGGAAAUCAAGGCAAGACAUGGCUGCCACCGCCGCCGCCGCCGCCACCACCACCACCACCACCACCACCACUGCGUCCUCAAUCACUUCCACUAAAAGUAGAUGUGCCCAAAGCAUGUCAAGGCAGCACAGACUUGGGUGUGCCUAAAUCUACAGGUGACAGACAAGAGAACCAAGCUAACUCUAAUGCAAAUGAGAAAUGGGCAGUGCCAGUUGUGAUAGAAGCUGUGGCUGGAAUUAAUGAGCAUGCCGGCCCGGCUGGCGUGGACCCCAAGUACUUGACAUGUCCUCAGCCCAUUCGCGCAGCCCAGACACAGCCAGCCCCACAGAGACUUGGACUUGCCCCCAGUAUGGCAUCUCUGGGCACCCUAGCCUCUUCAGCCCUGGAUAUAACUUGCAGCAAUCUGGACCUCAAUAAUGGGACGCUUCUUCCGGGAAUGUCCAUGGGAGAGAUUCACCUCACUGUGCGCUAUGCUUCCUUAAGGCAGUGUCUUAUUGUGCUGGUCAAUGCAUGCAGAAAUCUAAUGCCAUGUUCUCAGCAAGGGGCACAUCCAUACGUCCGCAUCUACUUGCUCCCAGACAAAAGAUGGGUAACCCGAAGAAGAACCACUGUGAAGAAAAGAACUCUGAAUCCUCGCUAUGACGAAAAAUUCGAAUUUUUUGACACUUUGGAAGAAAUUAAGAAACGAGCCUUAGAUAUUGCAGUAAAAAAUCGACGGCCAUUUAUUUCACAUGAAAGGAAGGAGCUUGGAAAGGUGCUGAUUGACUUGUCAAAGGAAGACCUAGUCAAGGGCUUCUCCCAAUGGUAUCACUUGACAAUACAUGGACAGCCCCCGAGCUGA
Messenger RNA from Varanus komodoensis (Komodo dragon), 2694 nucleotides. RefSeq names its product extended synaptotagmin 3 (gene ESYT3). Gene Ontology annotation, molecular function: lipid binding. The transcript is spliced from 23 exons. Bases 1 to 2694 code for a protein of 897 amino acids. The record is from RefSeq and is a predicted model, not a curated record. Gene Ontology annotation, biological process: lipid transport. NCBI's taxonomy places the organism in Eukaryota, Metazoa, Chordata, Lepidosauria, Squamata, Varanidae.